AUGAUUGGAACAACAAAUCUGACAGAUUUACAAAAAUUGGAGGAAGAAGCAAAAGCAACAGCAACUAAGCACGUGAUGAAUAUGCUCCAGCGUCCAGGUCAGCUAGAAAAAGUCGAGCAGUACAAGCGCAGAAUCACCAGAAAGAAAGCUUCAGUAGAAACAAUGCUGAAAACAGCGAUGCAGAGCCAGUUGGACGGUGUAAGAGUGGGCUUUGACCAGCUGCAGACUUCCUUGUCAACCAUCGCGUCCAUCAAAGACGAAGUAGACCUGAUAGGUCAAUCCUUCGGUUCAGCACUGGAGUUGAACACGAAGCUCCAACCAGUUCAGGAAGAAAACAUGCGACACUCUCAGUACGUGACAGCAAAGGAGAAUCUGAAGCACAUUUUCACGGUACCAGAGUCUGUGGAAAAGACCAAGACAUGGAUCAACGAAGGCAAGCUGCUCCAUGCCCACCAGAGUCUGAUGGACCUGGAGAAUUCGAGGGACGACUUGUUGUACGAGUUACACAAGCUGCCGAAUCAGUCGCUGCCGGACAAAGUGAUGCUCAAGGCCUACUUUGAGGAUGUCGAGACCCUGUCACAGCUGAUGGAGAAGCAGAUCAAGCUGGUGCUGAGUCGUACUCUGAACACUGUGCGGAAAGAACCGACGGUUAUCGUCACCGCACUUCGGAUAAUCGAGCGGGAGGAGAAAGCUGAUCAAUUCGCGGUCCAGAGGUUCCGACAGUCCGGCUUCAUGCCUCCAGGAAGACCCAAGAAGUGGAAGGAUAUGGCGAUGCAGACUCUCGAGAAGUCUGUAGCUAAUCGCAUCGAGGGCACCCAGGUUGAUGAACGCGCAGAUAAUAAAAUGUGGCUUGUUCGAUACCUGGAAUUGACUCGCCAGUUGAUCCAGGAGGAUUUGAGGGUUGUAAAAACACUUUGCGGGCCUUGUUUUCCGCCGUACUAUGACAUUGUAAAUAAAUUUGUUAGGAUGUACCACGGAUGUCUUUCUCAGCACUUGAAAGAUAUUAUUGCCAAUGGAUUAGAGGGCAAUGAGUACGUGUCUCUUCUCGGGUGGAUCAUGAACACCUAUCCGGGCGCUGAUUUGAUGUUGCACCCGGAGUUGAAUAUAAAUAUUUCAGAGAUCGGUGAUCUGCUGAGCAAGGAGAUUCUUGAUGAACUUCAAGAGAAGUAUCUUAGGAACAUGUGUCAGAAUUAUGAAGAGUGGAUGAAGAAGACUCUGGAGACUGAGAAAGCUGACUGGUGGAGUGGCAAAGCACCAGAGUCUUCUUCUCAGGAUACUUAUUAUCACACAGCGGCUCCGGUUAUUAUUUUUCAAAUGAUAGACCAGAAUUUACAGGUCACCAAAACGAUAAGCAACGAACUUACAGCGAAGGCAUUGGUGGUCUGUAUCGAACAAGUCAACAAAUACGGUUUGAUGUAUCGACAAGCUAUAAUGGAAUUUAAAGCGAAACAUUUCGACGACCGGAGCCAAGUGCCUUACUUUACCCAUCACAUGAUCACGGUGGUGAACAAUUGUCUUCAAUAUGUCGAGCUGGCGCAGCAGAUGAAGCAGCUUUACUGGGUGACCAACGCUACCAGUGACGCAGCGGUAAAGUUUGAAAAUCUAUUAGCAAAUUACCAGCAGCUGCGUAACGAAGCGGUAGCUAUCCUGCUAGAAGAGUCUCUUCUGGAUCUCGAAACCAAGUUCCAAGAUUUGCUGACCCCAAAGUGGCUCAACACCUCUAUCGCGGUAGAAACUAUCUGCGUCACUCUCGAGGAUUAUUUCCAGGACUACGGACACCUGAGGGUGAAAAAUUUUGAGUACGUGAUAAAUGAAGCUCAAAAUUUAAUCGCGAAAAGAUAUAUCGCGGCGAUGCUGUCUAGAAAAAUCUCUCUGAAAAAUUAUGACGAGUGUCUGACGUGUACUUCUAAGAUAAUGAGCGAAGCGGACAAGCUGAAGAAUUUCUUUGUACGCAUUGCGCCCAAGGUCGGUAACUUUGACUCCCCUUUUGAGAUUAUUAAGAGACUCGCGGAGGUUCUUAGGUGCGAGGACGCCGAAAUUUUGACUCUGGAUCUCCAUUCAUUGGUGGAAAAGUAUCCGGAUAUGACUGACGAUCAUUUGGUUAGAUUACUGAGUCUCAGGGGAGAUAUUCCUAGGAGUGAAGCCAAAGAAAAGGUCGCUUAUAUCCUAGAGGCGCAGAAAAAUAGAACAUCUUCUUCACAAAGUAUAAGCAACAGUAUUUUUAAACAAAUUGUACUCCAGGAUAGUUUUCUGAGCUGGAAACCUUAG
Cotesia congregata is the source of this 2268-nucleotide messenger RNA. The record is from the annotation of a GenBank genome assembly. Lineage: Eukaryota; Metazoa; Arthropoda; Insecta; Hymenoptera; Braconidae.